This is a messenger RNA of Trypanosoma cruzi, 858 nucleotides long. RefSeq lists its product as uncharacterized. The transcript has a single exon. The coding region runs from base 1 to 858 and encodes 285 amino acids. Lineage: Eukaryota; Euglenozoa; Kinetoplastea; Trypanosomatida; Trypanosomatidae. The record is from RefSeq and is a predicted model, not a curated record.
AUGGGUAACGCGCUGGCAGGAGUUUGUGGGCACAUCCAAUGUCUUGAUGCUAAUUCACCACGGCACGAGCGAAGGCGUUCGCCUCGCGCCGCUUCUUUUUCCUCUCACCCAUCGCGUUUGCAUAAAACGCCGUUGUCGCCGCUUAAACCGGGUAGAAAAAUAGCCUGUGGGAUUUGUGGAAUUUCCUUUAACCCGGUGGGCUUGGAAAAACACUGUUCGAUGUGCCGAGCCUCCCGUGGAGUAGAGAAGGAGCAGGCACGUUCAUGUUUAGGCUGCACGGGGGAAGGACUCCCUAACGAUGAACCUGAAGAGUUGUGUCUGGUGUGCUUUGCGGAGAAGCGGAUGUAUGCUUUCCUUCCGUGUGGACACGUGGCCUGCUGCAGCUCAUGCGGGAAGUUGGUGGAUAGAUGCCCGGUGUGCCGGGAGGAACGGUUCGGGUACUGCGUUGUCAACACCACUGCCCUUCUGCAGUUCAAGUGCCCACAUUGCAAGGCCAUUUUGGCGCCUGAGCUGUACGACGGGCAUCGCGAGGUGUGCGCCAUCCAAUCCAGGGCGGCGCAGGUGAGUCACAGUGGACCCGCGACCGACGCAGAAACUCGCAGUAAAAACGCGGCUACGUCGGGGAGGAGGGCGGGGGGCGGCGGUAAUCAUCCACCGGCGGCGGUCCCCGCCAAACGCAGUGCGAGUAGUCACGGGAUCACACUGAACUUCUGCAUCGAGUGCCGGAGGGAGAACGCGCCGCUGGUCAUCAUUGGGCCGUGCGGCCACCGGGUUCUUUGCGGUGAUUGUUUUGCGGGUCGAAUCACAUGUCCGGUUUGCCUGCGGGAGAUCGAGCAAGGUUGGAAAUCCUACAUUUAG